Xyrichtys novacula (pearly razorfish) is the source of this 4685-nucleotide messenger RNA. The record is from the annotation of a GenBank genome assembly. Lineage: Eukaryota; Metazoa; Chordata; Actinopteri; Labriformes; Labridae.
AUGAUGUUGGAUAAAGAGUGCCGCCUCUCCUCGCUUCAGGAAGGGAUCAAACCGUCACUAAGCAGGGUUGGUGACCGUAGCGCUGACGACUCCACCGCCACCGCCACCUCCCCAGGAGAAAUCAGCGACUGGAAGCAGCCCCUGUAAUUACCGGCCGCUCUGCUGCGCGCUGAUUGAUGCCUCUUGAUGAAGUAGUUCAGUGAUUGAAGAGUAACGAUGCUCCGGAAAAAUCUAUAAGAGGCCUUUUACUGCUACUGGAGAGGAGAGCAGGGAUUGGCCGUCCUCCAUUUUGCUGGUUAAUCAGACGGCGGUUUGAAGCCAUCUCACGGCAGGAGAACGAUCAUCCUGGCUCAUCAGUCAGAUCGAUCAAUCACCUGAUGGAAGGAGGGCAAACAGGCGGCGUAUGGAGCCGCUCACCUGCUGUCAUCGCCCCCCCAACUCACAGGCGUUCAAAGUGGCGAAUGAAUCCAGGUCAUCAGAGUGCUUCUGCGUUUAAUACUGCCAUAUUUCAACAGCGCCGUGUCUGCAGAAGUGCAGCUUUCUGCAGAAGGCUGAUGGUCGCUCUUACAGGGAACUGGGGGUCAGAAUCCACGGUCUCCUCCAUCUGGUGCUUAAAAGUUCUUCAAACCUUUGAGGAAUCAUUAGACAAAUACGUCACCAAGGCUUUGUCCGAGCUUUUUGCAGGGGGCUGAUGGUCGCUCUUAAAGGAGACUCAGGGUCAGAACCAACGAGUAUGCAAUCCACGGUCUCCUCCAUCUGGUGCUCAAAAGCUCUUCAGACCUUUGAGGAAUCAUUAGACAAAUACGUCACCAAGGCUUUGUCCGAGCUUUCUGUAGCAGCGUGGCAUCCUCUAAGAAAACUCAGAGACACGACGGCUCUGAAGCUCUUUUCUAUCAUCCUUAUAUUUAGGGUUAGGUUUGUUGGACAUCAUCUUUCUGGCAUCCCCCCAAAAACACCUGGAAUCUCCACCACCUGUUUCUCUGUCUUUAGGGUUUCUAUUCCACAAGACCUCAAACUUUGUGUCCGAUCAAAAGACUUUUGUUUAACGCUUUAAAGUCCAGAGUGUGUUUAAAGUACGUCUGUGUGGAAGAGCUACAUCAGAAAACACCCAGUAUGUUUGAAAUGUGAGCAAACAGUGGCACAGGUUGAAGGAACAUCUUGACUCCUCCGUUUUUUUUUUUUGCGUUGGCAUUUCGAAGUGAACUCGGGAGGCUUUACGUCUGAACGGAGCGUCAGCGCGCCCUCCUGCCUCCUCUCAGCCUCGGCUUCCUUAAUCAACAUGGCAGCUGUGUUUCUGCCUCCUCUCCUCUCCUCUCCUCCCUCUGCUCCCUUCCUCUCUUCUCCUUCUCCUCCUCAUAAUCACAUGCAAGACGACCAUGACAGGUAGGCAUUUGCAGGAGAUUAGGGCUGUAGUUUUUUGGCAUUAAGGUGAAUUAAUCCAGAAAUGAAUAUGGAAAAUGCGGGUAAUUACCGACUCGGAGGCGCUCUGGGACAUUUUAGGGACAUGUCAAAGUAUUCUCUCUUCCUGCUGUCUUCUUUACUCUUCAUAACAUUCAUUUCUUCUCCCCCGCUGUUCGUUCUUCUUCUCUGGUAAUAGCACAGUGACCCCCGAGCUUGCAGAGAGCGAGCGAGUGAGCGUCUGGUUGAAAGCAUUGAUUAUCACGGCACAGUCCUUGAUGGAGCAGUUUGGCUUGAUGCGUGUAAUUGUGGUGUAAUUAAACAUUGACACUGGGGCUCUAACCGAGGCCUGUCAAACUCUCUGACCUUCUCAGCGGCUCGGAGAGGUGAGCGCACCAUUUACUCCUGCUGGAGGGAGACAAAUGAGGAGGUUUGCUGUCUCUGUGUGAGAUGAGUUCCCAGCGGUGAGUCUAUAUGGUGUGGAUAAGCUCGUGUACAGUCUCUGAUUCAUGUCAUAGUGGGAGAUCUCUUCAAAUAAACCCCUUCAGGUUAUCUUUUCUGGACGCUGUUGCUCAUCUAAAGUAGAAACACCACUGACAGUAAAAAAACACAGUUGUUUCUUAUAAUAAACUGGAAAACCACGACACAAGCCAUUCAAAUGAUUACUGGAGAUAGUUAAUGGGUAUGAUUUUACCAAAUCUUUACCCAUAAAUCAAGAUUAUCUUACUCUGACUUUUAUCUGCACAUGGUAUCCCCUGAUUUCAGGAAGUAAAAGUGAGGUUUUGGCUUUGUGUAGAAUAUCCAUAAAUACAUCUCAUGAAACAUGCAGACCGUUCCCUGUACUGCUAUGUGAAGAAAGUAACCUCUAGAAACCGGCAGUAGAUUUGAGAGUCGAGUCUGAGUCCAUCUAUAACUAAAAAGGUCCAAAAAGAUCAUCUUUAAUGAUCCCAGUCCACACCUGUACCCCACCUUCUACUUCUGGACUCUCCAGGUAGGUUGCAGCACCGGGGAAUAACGGGUUCCUGUGUCUCAAAUCUUUAAUUUAUGUCUCUUUCUCUCAUCUCGUUAAUUUCAGGAGGGCUGCAUCCCUCUGAAAGAUCUUUAGUUUUUGCCGUCUCAGAGUCUGUUGGAUCCUUUUUUUCUGGUCCACUUUGUCUGAGGAAAAGACACUGCCUAACACCUGUGCACACCUGAUAUGGGGUGUUGAUCUCUCCCUCUUUACACAAAUGUAGAUCAGCUGACAUCCAAGUUUAUUCAGAGUGGAGUUUAAGAGCGUACACAACGAUGACAAUGUGGUCAAAAUACUCUCUGGUGUAGACGGAUGAUAUUUUUGUAAAUAACUCGACUGAGAUGACUGUCGGUGACUUUCUCUUCUCUUCAGCUCCAGAUAACUAUCCCAGACAAAGUCUUGGAGGAGUCUUUUAAGUGACUUUUAAUUUAUGCUUUUGUUCUUUCGUCGUCUCCUUUUCCCAGCAGCAGAGAGAAAAACCUGAUUCCACUGGGAUCCAAACUUUCGUCUUACAGAGAGGAACAAGUACAACCAGGAGUCAUUUAUUCACGAUCCAUACCUGCUUAUCUUGUUCAGGGUCGCAGCUCUUUGGUCUUGUGCUGCAGGGUAAGGGUUGGUUAGCUCGAUACAAAAACAACUCAGGGUCAAAUGGAGCUUGAGUUGAAUGGAGUAUUUUUCAUGGUUUGGGAUCCUUCGAUGUGAAAAAAUAGUUGCGUGCUCUUUCUGCGGUCUUGCUGCUCUAUUGUUGUAGUCCUAUUGUUUGUGACUGUUCUAGUUUCCACAAGAAGUUUGUCAACAAAGAGUCUUUGCUGAAAAGACUGAACACGUCAUUUCCCUUGAGAAGAAAUCAAAGAACUUUGGGUCCAUUUAACAUAACAUGCAUGUUAUUGGACUAAGAAGAAUCAUAGCACUUAAGAAAACCCACGUAGAUGCAACAAGAACAAGCAAAACCUUCACAAGAUCUCACCUGAAAGACAGAGACUGUGUCACUGAAGUCACUUCACAUCUGAGCUGACAGAAAUAACAUGAGGAGUUCCCCAGGGCUCUAUCCUGGGGCCUUAUUUGUUUGAUAUCUAUAUGCUCCCACUUGUCAUUUAAAAAAAAUAAUGAACUAAGUCAUUAAAACUCUGCAUUGACUCACAGAUAUACAUCUCGAUGCCACCGACCCUAACCUCAAAUUUCCACCGCAUCUGGAAUGGCUACGAAAAGGUCGUAUCCACCGAUCGUAGCUGAUCGUAAACAUUCAAUGUUUACGAAAAUGUUCUGCAGAUGAAUGAAGAUAAAAGUGAGACAGAGAAGACAGAUAAAAGUUCUGAGAGCCAAGUCUGCUUUCUACGUGUCACUAAUCCAUAAAAUAAGACGGAAUCAAUAAUCAGUGGGUUGAUUUCUGAGCAUCAGGCGAUGUGGUGGAAAAAAGGUGAAAAAAAACACUCAUGACUCAUAGUCCUGUAAAAUAACCACCAAACCCUAAAAGUGGAGGAUUAAAUAGGAAAGUUUUCUGUCUGUUUUGAUGUGGUCUUACUCUCCUCCUCUUCUCCAUCAUCAGAAUUUUAUUCUCCAUCUGUUUCUUCUUUUGUCUGCAGCGGUUUCACCAAAACACUGAGUAUCACCUGAAGUGGAAUUGAAAUCUAAAAUGUAAAUGAAUUUUCCUGCGUGAGUGUGUGUGUGUGUUUGUGUAUGUGUAUGUGUGUGUGUGUGUGUGUGUGUGUGUGUGUGUGUGUGUGUGUGUGUGUGUGUAUGUGUAUGUGUGUGUGUGUGUGUGUGUGUGCGCGCGCUGUGUUUUGUAGCGUCAGAGAGAAACACAUCAGGAGGUAAAGGGGCACAACGCCUCGCUGUCGCAGCAGAAUCAUUUCCUCGUGCAUUUACAUGCAAAUUCGCCCCUCUGCUGCCUCUCUGCAGCCACAAUGGAGCUCAGCAAAUCAUUGUCUCAUCACAGAGAGAUGGAUUUCAUCCCCGGGCCGUGUGGACGUGGAGGGAAACUGGGCUGAAUUCAUAUGUCGAGCUCUCUGCGGCGGCUGCCACCGAGCCAGACUCCUCGUCCUCCAUCAUGGAGGAAGGCAAACAGCCCAGGCCCUUUAGCAUUUGUGCAAAUGUCAGAGAAAAGGACAGAUCUCAGGAAUUAACGGCAGCAGAGGUGGAGGAAGCUGAAAAACCUCCUCCUGAAGAAAUAGAUGGACUCGUGGUGCCAGGCGCCGGCUUCUCCUCCACAGAGAGAAAGAUUAAUGUGAAGCUCAGAGCGCAAAGUUACACCGUCAUGGCGACCGUUAGGAAACUCUGA